AUGACCGCCUCCCUCCCGUCCUUCCCGUCGCGCACGUCCCUCCCGUCGCCCAACGCCUUCCGUCCCGCCCCUCGCUUCAGUCCCUCAUUCCCUCCUGUCGUUCUCUUCCCUCCCGCCCCUCCCUUCCCUCUCCGGUUCUCGUCAUUUUCUCUCAUUCGCUCCGCUCACUCAAUCCAUCGCGCACUCCCCCCAUCGCUCGAACGAACGCACCGUCCACACACUUGCAUGUUACAUUCACUCCCAUUCCGCACACUCACUCCCCUCCUCUCCUCUCCCUUUCCCCGUGUCUUUCCCUCCGUUUCCCCCCUUGUUCCUCUCUCUUUCCUUGUGUCCUUCCCUCCUGCUCCCACCUCCCCCCUCCCUCCCUUACCUCCAUCCCUAACUGUUCCUACCCCUCCCUCCUUCUCAUCACUCGUUUUUCCCUGUCCCUCUGAUCUCCGCCCUUAUUCCCACACCCCACCCCUCCCCGUCGCAGUCACAUAUCACCUUACACCCUCCCUCCUCCCACCUCCCCUCCUCCCACCUUCCUUUGCUCCUACCCUUCCUUCCCUCUGUCCCGCGCACCUCUCUUCCGCCAUCUUUCCGCCCUUCUCUCACUGA
Molecule: messenger RNA, 600 nt
Organism: Closterium sp. Naga37s-1
Lineage: Eukaryota; Viridiplantae; Streptophyta; Zygnematophyceae; Desmidiales; Closteriaceae
Source: the annotation of a GenBank genome assembly